AAAAUAUCUCGAAACCCAAUCUUAAAUUGAGCAAUUCCUUCAGCAGAAACACUGCAGUGUGGUUGGUUGUCCAAAGUGUUUGUGAAAAUGGAGAGUGAAAUUGUGAGAAGAAGAGCGAAUAUUAUUGCAUCCCAUUUAGCUAUUCAUGAAGAUAUAUCAGCCACUGCUACACACGUUUUCCCUAUGAGGUGUAGCAAUAGUCUGAACUCUGUCAUCCGGAGAUACGACAACAGGAUGCACUUUGCUCGGCAAGGAUCGAGUUCUCAAGGUUGCUACAUGAGACAGGCUUUACAUGAACAGGGGAACUACGUGCAACCCAGCGUUCCUUCACAAUUCCCGGAUUCUGGAAAAAAGGGGUCUACUUCCCUUGAUGCGCCAUCAUAUUCUAGACCUGCUCAAGUGGAACCUUUCAAAAUGGAUCAAGGUUGCGGAUAUACUGACCCUUCUUCAGAAGGUCCUGUGUUUGCAAGGCCAACUACUGAAGAAGGGAAGCCCGUGUUCCAGUCUGUGGAAAAGGCUCGUAAUGUUGCACAAACAGGAUCCGAGUGGUCACCGAGAAUGGAUGUUGUAGAAUCUGGAUUCAAUUAUGUCAUCACAUUAGAAAUUCCCGGUGUUAGCACUUAGCAGGGACAAUGUGAAGAUAGAGGUUGAUGACCAAAGCCUGGUUAUAAGUGGCAACCGGCUAAAUUGGUCGUGUGGUGGAGGGCUAUGUUCCAACAAGCCGAUCAUGACUUAUCACAUAAGGGAGAUUUCACGGGGGCCAUAUCAAAUUGUUUGGCCACUUCCUAGUAACGCACAAAAGGAUAAUGUAUCAGCAGAAAUUCAGUAAGUUUCAUUUUUUAUUCGCGGUUGGAGUUCUCUUUCGUUCCACAGAUAUUUGAAGUAUGUUUCCGUUUUCUGAUGGAUUUAAAAGACCUCUUGUCAAUGUUGUGACAUGCAAGUAAAUAAAGCACCAUUUCAACUCAUACAUGCUCGUUAUUCUUGUCAUCUGUUCGUUCGAUGCAAUAAAUCGUUUACUAGCAAAGCAAGGAGAUUUCAAAUGUUCAGUUGUCUCGAAAAUCUGGCAGUUCGGUCUGUGUAAAAAUGCUUCCUUUGUCUCCUCUCAAAUUAUAAUUGAUGAGGAUGUGUUUGUGGUGCAGGGACGGGCUGCUUUGCGUUAAGAUUCCCAAACUUUCCGGGCUACGGUGGCUGAGGAAGGCAUACAUGUAGGUCUAAAUAUACAGAUAGCUGUUCUGUGUUACCAAACAGCAAUGUGUGUGUGUGUGUGUGUGUGUGUAUUUGUUAAGUAAUUAUCAUAAAGAGAUAUGUAUAUGUAAACAAUGCUGGAACUUCUGUAACCAGGAUAUAUUACACUUGCUUAUUACCAACUA
Salvia splendens (bonfire salvia) is the source of this 1370-nucleotide messenger RNA. RefSeq lists its product as uncharacterized. Bases 88 to 624 code for a protein of 178 amino acids. The record is from RefSeq and is a predicted model, not a curated record. The transcript has 5 exons. NCBI's taxonomy places the organism in Eukaryota, Viridiplantae, Streptophyta, Magnoliopsida, Lamiales, Lamiaceae.